Molecule: messenger RNA, 2441 nt
Organism: Cajanus cajan (pigeon pea)
Lineage: Eukaryota; Viridiplantae; Streptophyta; Magnoliopsida; Fabales; Fabaceae
Product: Threonyl-tRNA synthetase
Biological process (GO): threonyl-tRNA aminoacylation
Cellular component (GO): cytoplasm; chloroplast; mitochondrion
Molecular function (GO): ATP binding; threonine-tRNA ligase activity
Source: RefSeq, a predicted model, not a curated record
AUUUCUAUAAUAAAGAAAAAGAAAAAAGAAAUUCGAAGCCAAAACCCAAACCCACAGCACACUAUGCUAUGCUAUGCUCUCUAAUCCGUUUCCGCCGUUACGCUUCUCCGCACUCUCCACUCCUCCGCCUUCCGAUUAACCGUUUCUCCUCCGCCGCCGCCGCCGCCAUGGUUGCUCAUGCCAAGGACGAGGCCUACCUUCAGGCGGCGAUUCCGAAGCGCGUCCGUUUGUUCGAGACAAUCCAGGCGGAGCAGCGCACGCAGCGCCUCUCCCUCUCGCCGGAUCCUAUCAAGGUGAGUCUCCCCGACGGCAACGUGAAGGAGGCGAAGAAAUGGCUCUCGACUCCGCUCGACGUUGCGCGCGAAAUCUCGAAGAACCUCGCCAACAACGCGCUCAUUGCCAAGGUCAACGGAGUGCUAUGGGACAUGACGAGGCCGCUUGAGGACGAUUGCCAGCUCCAGAUCUUCAGGUUCGACGACGACGAAGGCCGCGACACUUUCUGGCACUCCAGCGCGCACAUUCUCGGCCAGUCUCUUGAGACGGAGUAUGGAUGCAAGCUUUGCAUUGGACCAUGCACUACCAGAGGAGAGGGAUUCUAUUACGAUGCGUUUUACGGUGACUUGGGUCUCAAUGACGAUCACUUUAAACAAAUUGAGGCUGGAGCAUUGAAGGCUGUUGCGGAAAAGCAACCCUUUGAACGUAUUGAAGUUACGCGUGAUCAGGCACUUGAGAUGUUCUCGGAUAAUAAGUUUAAGGUUGAGAUUAUCAAUGAUUUGCCUCCCGACAAAACUAUCACGGUUUACAGGUGUGGUCCCCUGGUUGAUUUAUGUCGUGGACCCCAUAUACCUAAUACAUCAUUCGUCAAAGCAAUUGCAUGUUUAAAGGCUUCAUCAGCAUAUUGGAGGGGGGACAAAGAUCGGGAAAGUUUGCAAAGAGUUUAUGGCAUUUCUUAUCCUGAUCAGAAGAGUUUAAAGGAAUAUUUGCAUCGGCUCGAGGAGGCUAAAAAGUACGACCACAGGAUUUUGGGUGUGAAACAGGAGCUUAUUCUUCAUCAUGAAUGGAGUCCUGGAAGCUGGUUUUUUCUUCCACAUGGUGCUCGGAUCUACAACAAACUCAUGGAUUUCAUUAGAAAUCAGUACAGAGACAGGGGAUAUCAAGAGGUCAUAUCUCCUAAUGUAUUUAACAUGGAUCUAUGGGUGCAAUCUGGUCAUGCAGCAAAUUACAAAGAGGAUAUGUUUAUCUUAGAGAUUGACAAGCAAGAGUUUGGGUUGAAACCCAUGAAUUGCCCAGGGCACUGCCUGAUGUUUAAACACAGGGUUCGAUCGUAUAGAGAACUUCCUCUGCGUUUUGCUGAUUUUGGGGUUUUGCAUCGGAAUGAGGCUAGUGGUGCCCUGAGUGGAUUAACACGUGUUAGGAGAUUUCAGCAGGACGAUGCACAUAUUUUCUGCAGGGAGUCCCAGAUCAAGGAUGAAGUGAGAAAAUGCCUGAAUUUCAUCAAUUAUGUCUAUGAAAUAUUUGGUUUCACAUAUGAGCUGAAGCUCUCAACGAGGCCAGAGAAAUAUCUAGGAGAUUUGGCAACUUGGGACAAAGCUGAAAGUGCUCUUAAGGAAGCUUUAGGUGAUUUUGGCAAGCCUUGGCAGUUGAAUGAAGGGGAUGGUGCAUUUUAUGGACCAAAGAUAGACAUCAGUGUUUCUGAUGCAUUGAGUAGGAAAUUCCAGUGUGCAACUUUGCAGCUUGACUUCCAGCUUCCUGAUCGUUUUAAGUUGGAAUACUCAGCUGAGGAUGAAGCCAAAAUUGAGAGACCUGUAAUGAUACACAGAGCCAUUCUAGGAUCUGUUGAACGCAUGUUUGCCAUACUUUUAGAGCACUACAAGGGUAAAUGGCCCUUCUGGCUCAGUCCUCGUCAAGCGAUUGUUUGCCCUGUCUCCGAGAAAUCACAAUCUUAUGCGCUGCAGGUGCGAGAUCAGAUCCACCAAGCAGGGUAUCACGUUGAUGCUGAUACAACUGAUAGGAAGAUUCAAAAGAAGGUGCGAGAAGCGCAGUUAGCACAAUACAACUACAUCUUGGUUGUCGGAGAGGAGGAAGCUAAUACAGGACAGGUGAGUGUACGAGUUAGAGACAAAGCAGAUCAUAAAGUUAUGAGCAUUGAGGACCUACUCAAACAUUUCAGAGACGAAUUUGCAGCUUUCCAUUGAUGCUUUCCUUGUGAAAACUGUUGAAGAAAAUUUUCAGCACCGACCUUAGUUGUACACAUUUGUUGCAUCAUUUAUAUUUUCAACCCAGUAAUUUUUCCUGAUUUUAUAUAUGAUUUGAAUUAUCACUGUAUUUCAUUUCCGUCACUACUAAGUUAAUUUGAAUGUUGGCAAUUUGGUAGAUCCUUGUAUCCUUAAAACGUUUUUGUCUACAUUCCCAUUUAUAUCAGCUUUCAAGUUUACACGCCU